UUGUACUCGUAAACUCAGGAACACCACGCGGGGACAUGAUCGAUGAAAGGGACUCUCCGGUGUAGAUCGUGCAGUAAUAGGACUAUUUUCGGUUUUCCACAACUGCGGAACGUAAAUUUUCGAGUUGCGUGAACCGAAAUCGAACAAUUGCACGAAGCCAUACCACAUCAUUCCCGUGUUCGAUCCUGCCCGCCUGAUAUUGAGGCUGCGAAUCAUAGUCUGCUCCGCGUUCCCUUCAUCCUAGAUCUCCAAAGGUUUUUCGAAGCAAUCGCUACAACAUUGCAGGCAAUGGGGGUGGACAUGACCGACACUGACAAUACCACUGCAGAAGCGAAAGCGACGCGUCCAUCAAAGACUGCUGGCCGAUCAGGAGCACAAGAAGCUCCCAAGUCACAUUGGUGGUCUUUACCUGAACCCAUCAAACGCGUGUUCGAUCGGUUUCCUCUCGUCACUUAUCCUGCGAACAGCCUUCCACAGAGAGCUCCCAGAUAUCGAAACGAGAACAUCCUCUACAUCUUCCAGUCAGAAGAAUCACGAAGUCGGCAUGCACCAUCAUUCAACCCAUCCUGUUUAAAAUGGCAAGCAUAUCUCAAGUUUCAUGGGAUUCCUUUACGCACUCAAGCAUCGAACAAUCAUGCUUCUCCAACUGGUUCGUUACCUUUCCUGCUCCCAGCAACCUCCGACCCUCAACGUCCAGCAUCUCCGAUACCAGCGAAUCGAUUAGCAAGAUGGGUCAUUUCACAAGGAGGGAAAGAAGAGGCUGAACACUUGAGACAAGAAGCAUACACGGCGUUGAUUGAUCAUAACCUCCGAAGUGCCUGGCUGUACUAUCUGUACUUGGACGACAACAACUUCCGGAGUGCGGCAUGGCCAAUGUAUGUCGAGACCGCCUCAACUUCCUAUGCUGUGAGAACAAGCCUUGCACAACAACUGCGGGGUGCCGCCCGGGAAGAGCUGCUGAAGACAAACACUAUAAUCGACGGGCAGGAAUUGUACUCGAAAGCAGAAGAGGCUUUCAAAGCUCUGUCAUGGCUUCUAGGGGACGACCAAUUCUUCUUUGGUCAAACAACGCCCGGAUUGUUUGAUGCCAGUCUGUUCGCAUACACCCAAAUCAUACUCGAUGACGACCUGGAAUGGAAGACGCCGACAUUGAAGCUGGCGUUGCAACGGUAUGACAAUCUUGUACAACAUAGGGCACGUCUGGUACGUGGGUUCUUCUCCAGUUGAGGUGGAAAAGAGCAGGCUUCGG
Molecule: messenger RNA, 1249 nt
Organism: Exophiala viscosa
Lineage: Eukaryota; Fungi; Ascomycota; Eurotiomycetes; Chaetothyriales; Herpotrichiellaceae
Exons: 1
Coding region: 289-1227 (312 amino acids)
Biological process (GO): mitochondrion organization
Cellular component (GO): cytoplasm; SAM complex
Source: RefSeq, a predicted model, not a curated record